Lodderomyces orthopsilosis Co 90-125 is the source of this 1176-nucleotide messenger RNA. RefSeq lists its product as uncharacterized. The coding region runs from base 1 to 1176 and encodes 391 amino acids. The record is from RefSeq and is a predicted model, not a curated record. Gene Ontology annotation, cellular component: mitochondrion. Gene Ontology annotation, biological process: biosynthetic process; mitochondrial respiratory chain complex I assembly. The transcript has a single exon. NCBI's taxonomy places the organism in Eukaryota, Fungi, Ascomycota, Pichiomycetes, Serinales, Debaryomycetaceae.
AUGCUUGUCAACCGAGUGAAAACAUCCCUCAAAGCAGUUCCAAAUUGUAUAGCUUUUACUAGGUACUCCAGUACAAGUUACAAUUCACUUCUUCAUAACUCGGUGGAAAGUAUCAAUCAAAUAUUGGAAAAGAGUGAUCGAUCCUCAUACCUCUUGGCUCAAUACAUCCCCGAACCAGCUCGAAAUACAUUUUUAGCUAUUAGAGCAUUCAACCUUGAAAUUAGCAAGAUUAAUGAAGGUGGGAAGAAUGUACAAUCUCGAGCAUCCAUGGCAUCAAGGCAAAUGACCCAAACUUUGGGGGUGUCAACUGCAGAUUUGAAAUUCAAAUUUUGGAGUGAUUUGUUACUACGAGUGUUCACAGAUGAUCCAAAUAGUCUGCAAGAUUUGGGUGAACCAAUUGCUAUUUUACUAAGAGACGGGUUGAGAAAUAAUAUGAAUAUAGAUUUGUCUUACUUGCAAAAGUAUUUACAAACUAAACGUUCCUUUAUAAAAAAUAAUGCGUCGUUUGACACCACUAAUGAAAUAUGCAGUUAUGGUGAAGGAACUUAUUCUCAACUCAAUUAUUUGACCCAACAAGUGUUGCUAUCUCCGUCUAUAUCUCCAUCAUCGAUUCAACUAUUACAAAAUUCCCCCAUUUUACAAUCACUCGUUACGGAUAUUGCAGCUCAUAUAGGCCAGGCAACAGCCAUAGCGGCAAUGAUUACUGGAUUGAGGUAUUAUGCGUCGACGAGAAACCAAGUGCCACUUCCAGUUGAUGUUAUGAAUAAUCAUGAUAUAUCUCAGGAGAGUGUUUUGAGAUUAUUUCAAGGACAUAUAACCGAUCCAAAAGAUGAACAGGACUUGAAAAACAAAUUGAAUCUGGUUGUUUAUGAUACAGCGAUUGUUGCAAACGAUCACAUGUUGACGGCAAAUAAAAAAUUAAAUGACUUCAAGAAGGAGGUAGGACAAGUAGUCAGCAUGCAUUCAAAUGAUAAAAAUUUCCGAGCUUUUGCCAAAAAAUGGAGAGGUAAUAUACCCGAUGCAAUUUUCACUCCUUUGAUGGUGGGCAUCCCCACGAGUCUAUAUUUGAAAAGAUUGGAAAAACAUGACUUUGAUGUAUUGAAUACCAACUUACAGCAACCAGAGUGGAGACUUGCUUGGUCGUCGUUCAAAGACUAUUAUUUCAGGAAGAUCUAG